Messenger RNA from Thyridium curvatum, 1902 nucleotides. RefSeq lists its product as uncharacterized. The record is from RefSeq and is a predicted model, not a curated record. The transcript is spliced from 3 exons. Bases 1 to 1902 code for a protein of 633 amino acids. NCBI's taxonomy places the organism in Eukaryota, Fungi, Ascomycota, Sordariomycetes, Thyridiales, Thyridiaceae.
AUGGGUUCCAUUGGCGAGACGGUUACCAGCGUGCUUGGUGGCCACAAGCGACCCAUCCGUGUCGCCGGGUGCUCCGGUGGUGUCUACGACCGCAAGCGUGCUAUCCACGAUGUGGCCAAGAACGAGGAUGUCGAUGUCAUUACCGGCGACUGGAUGUCCGAGUGCAACAUGACUCUGCGCGGCUCCGACAAGCGGGACCGCCUGGCCAACAAGGCCAUGUCCUCCGGCUCUACCGUCGUUGCCAAGGGAUACGAGCCUUACUUCCUCGACGAGCUCGACCCUGCCAUCCCCUGGCUCGCCAAGAAGGGCACCAAGAUUGCCGUCAACGCCGGCGCUUCCGACGUGCACGGCCUGGCUGAUGCCGUCAGGGAGCUCAUCAAGAAGCACGGCGUCGACCUCAAGGUCGGUGUCGUUGACGGCGACGAUGUCACCGACGUCGUUCUCGACCUCUACAAGAAGGGCGAGCCCUUCCUGAACCUGCCCGCCAACAAGGCCAUCCAGGACUGGGGCUACGACCCCAUCUGCGCCCAGUGCUACCUCGGUGGCACGGGUAUCGCUACCUGCUUCGAGAACGGCGCCGACAUUGUUCUGUGCGGCCGUGUCGCUGACGCGUCCGUCACCGUCGGCGCCGCCAUGUGGUGGCACGGCUGGAGCCGUGACGACCUCAACCCCCUGGCCGGCGCCCUGAUGAUCGGACACGUCAUCGAGUGCUCCAACUAUGCCACCGGUGGUUACUACUCCGGCUUCAAGGACCUUGUCCCUAACGACACCGACAUGGGCUACCCCAUCGCCUCCAUCGACCACAAGGGUGAGGGUGUCAUCACCAUGGAGAAGGGCCGUCACGGCCUGGUCAACACGGCCACCGUUGCCAGCCAGCUUCUGUACGAGAUCCAGGGUCCCCUGUACUACAACUCUGAUGUCACUGCCUCGAUUGAGGACAUGGUCAUCAAGGAGAUUGGCCCCAACCAAGUCUCCAUCUCUGGUGCUAAGGGUCUGCCCGCGCCUGCUACGACCAAAGUCGGUAUCACUGCCAAGGGCGGCUGGCAAGCCGAGUUCCACUUCUACCUGACCGGUCUCGACAUCGAGGAGAAGGCGGCCAUGGUCGAGCGCCAGACCAAGGCGCUCAUGGGCGAGCACCUGACGCGCUUCUCGUGCCUGCGCUUCCAGGUCGCCGGCGCCGUCCCCUCGGACCCCCAGUCCCAGGAGGAGGCCACGGUGGACAUGCGCAUCUUUGCGCAGUCCCGCGACCCGGAGAUCCUGUCGGGCAACAACUUUGUCGACUCGGACCGCGGCUCCUUUGCCCGCUUCUGCAUCGAGAACCUGCUGCAGGGCUACCCGGGAAGCACCAUGGCCCCGGACAUGCGCACCGCCAUCGGCCGCCCCUUCUUCGAGUACUGGGUCUCGCUGCUGCCGCAGGAGCACGUCAAGGAGACGGCCCACCUGCCCGACGGCCGCGUGGUCGACAUCCCCACGCCUCCCGUGCGCAAGACGUACGAGCGCGAGCAGCCCAGCUACGACACCAGCAGCCCCGUCGACCUGUCGCAGUACGGCCCCACGACGCGCGCGCCCCUGGGCUACGUCGUCAUGGGCCGCUCCGGGGACAAGAGCUCCAACGCCAACCUGGGCCUCUUUGUGCGCCACGACGACGAGUGGGACUGGCUGCGCACGCUGCUCAGCACGCAGAAGCUGCGCGAGCUGCUCGGCAAGGACGACAAGGGCAAGCAGAUCGACCGCUGCGAGUUCCCCAACAUCCGCGCCGUGCACUUCCUGCUCAAGGACCACCUCGACCGCGGCUUCAACUCGACCUCGAGCUUCGACUCGCUCGGCAAGAACCUGUGCGAGUACAUCCGCUCCAAGCACGUCGACAUCCCCAACAAGUUCCUGGAGCGCGGCCGCAUCUAA